AAAGAGUAAAAUAACUUGCUUAUUGUAAAUUUACCUUAAUUGAAAUAGUAUUUUAUUUUGUUUCUUGAUAUAGUAAAUCUGAAUUGUAACACUAAUUAAAAGGUUGAAUAGAUAAACUUUCGAAAAAAAAAAAUGUAUUUUAGACUAAAACAUCAUAAUACGUUUAGAAAUUAAAUAUAUAGUACACAGGGUUUUGUGUCGGAUAAAUCCGACUCAGGCGGAAUAAGCGCGAAAUCGUUUGUCGUUUUUAGAGUUAAAUAUGGCGAAAUUAAUGUAUUUAAUUAUUUUACUGUGCAUUUCCAAUUGCUUUUGUAAAAAGUAUAAAGAAGAAGAAAAGCCGGCCUGGGCGAAAAAAGAUAUUCGUGAUUUUAGCGACGCCGACUUGGAACGUCUUUACGAUCAGUGGGAAGAAGAUGACGAACCGUUACCAGAGGAUGAGCAGCCUGAAUACAAGCGCAAACCACCUUCUAUAGACUUAAAUAACUUAGAUAUGUCUAAUCCAGAAUCUGUCUUACAAGCAACGAAAAAAGGUCAAACUCUUAUGAUGUUUGUAACAGUUGCUAACAAACCUUCAAGAGCAAGAACUGAGGAACUAACAAAGAUCUGGCAAAGUGGUCUAUGGAGCAAUCACAUACAGGCUGAAAGAUAUUUGAUAGAUGAUGAUAGAGCUAUAUUUAUGUUUAAAGAUGGAUCUCAAGCAUGGACUGCAAAGGAAUAUCUUUUGGAGCAAGAUGAACUUAAAGAUGUUCAAUUAGAAAGUCAAACUUAUUUAGGUAAAAAACCAGAUGUAAAAAAUACAGCUGUAAGAGAUGAACUAUAAAUCUGAAUAUGAAUGCACUGAGUACAGAAAAUAAUUACAUUUGUAUAUUCUAAAUCUAUAAAUAAGAUAACACAUUAUAUACUGUAAAUAAAGAGAUAACCUUUUUAUUUUUGUGAAUUAAAGAUGUGAAACAAU
Messenger RNA from Melitaea cinxia (Glanville fritillary), 955 nucleotides. RefSeq names its product LDLR chaperone boca (gene boca). The transcript has 4 exons. The record is from RefSeq and is a predicted model, not a curated record. Gene Ontology annotation, biological process: protein folding. The coding region runs from base 260 to 820 and encodes 186 amino acids. NCBI's taxonomy places the organism in Eukaryota, Metazoa, Arthropoda, Insecta, Lepidoptera, Nymphalidae.